Messenger RNA from Aspergillus ruber CBS 135680, 1512 nucleotides. Its product is annotated as glycosyltransferase family 15 protein. Gene Ontology annotation, cellular component: membrane; Golgi apparatus. The transcript has 5 exons. The record is from RefSeq and is a predicted model, not a curated record. Gene Ontology annotation, molecular function: alpha-1,2-mannosyltransferase activity. The coding region runs from base 1 to 1512 and encodes 503 amino acids. Gene Ontology annotation, biological process: protein N-linked glycosylation; cell wall mannoprotein biosynthetic process. Lineage: Eukaryota; Fungi; Ascomycota; Eurotiomycetes; Eurotiales; Aspergillaceae.
AUGAGUUUCAUUCAGCGGAUCGCGAAACAGUUACCCUCCUCGCCCAGCCUGCCCCUAGACGACGCCCCCAAUGAAAAAGGCGGCGUAUACCCCAGGUUCGCUUUUUUCCGUCGGAGAAUACGACUAAAGGGCAACUCGUCGAUCUCGAUCCCCCUGGGCUUUGUCUUAUUAUUCCCAUGCCUUGUAAUAAUUCUUAUUUUACUUCUUUUUGUUCGUCAUCCUUCCUCUCCCGGAGGCAUCUUAAUACCAGCUGGCACACCACCAUCCAUCAGGAAGAUCAGUGAGCAGCAUGACAAGGUUUUCGCUACCGGUUGUCUUCCCGUCGAAACAGACGGCCCUCGGGCAAACGCUGCCUUCGUCGUCCUCGCGCGGAACAAGGAGCUGGAUGGUGUUAUUGAAUCCAUGAAGUCGAUUGAGAGACACUUCAACCGCUGGUAUAACUAUCCCUAUGUAUUCCUAAACGAUGGCGACUUCGACGAUACCUUCAAAGAUACUGUCAAGAACUACUCCAGUUCCUCGGUGGAAUUUGGCAAGAUUGAUAGUUCCAUGUGGGGCUUCCCUGAUUGGGUUGACCACGAAGUUGCGAAGGAAGGCAUUAGAAAGCAGGGCGAUGCUGCAAUUAUGUAUGGUGGAAUGGAAAGUUACCACCACAUGUGCCGAUUCUAUUCUGGCUUUUUCUACAAACAUCCUCUUCUUCUGAAGUAUGAAUGGUACUGGCGUCUGGAGCCCGAGAUCAAGUACUUCUGCGAUAUUACCUAUGAUCCUUUCAUCAAGAUGGCCGAAGCGAACAAAACGUACGGUUUCACGAUUGCCGUCAAGGAACUUCGCGAGACGGUCCCUAAUAUCUUCCGCUAUGCCGCCGCCUACAAACGCACCAACAACCUCAAAUCGAAGGGUCUCUGGGAAAUGUUCCUCGAGAAUCCGCCGAAGGAAGAAGAAACCCCUCCGGAAGAUGACAAGAAGGACAGACUCCCCGAAGAGAUCCUGCAGAACGAACCUGGCGCCAACACCGUACCUGAGGUCGACCCGGAAGCCAUGGAAGGCGAAUCUUAUAACAUGUGCCAUUUCUGGAGUAACUUCGAAAUUGCGCGUCUGGACUGGUUCCGUAGCAAGGAGUAUGAGGAUUUCUUCGAAAUGAUGGACAGGAGCGGAGGCUUUUGGACAGAAAGAUGGGGUGAUGCACCUAUUCAUUCGCUAGCCGCCGGUGCUCUUCUUGCCCCUAGCGAUAUUCAUUAUUUCCGGGAUAUCGGUUAUCGUCACACUACGAUUCAACACUGCCCCGCCAACGCCCCUGCACGACAAUUGCCGCGGAUCCCAUGGCUGGAAAAGACCACAGAGGACGAAAAGGAACGCAUUGAAGAAGAUGAAUAUUGGGCCAAUCCGGACCCUGUCAAGGAAAACGGUGUGGGCUGUCGGUGCAGAUGUGACACGGACAUUGUUGAUGUGGAAGGGAAACAGGGCAGCUGUUUCGCCGAAUGGGUAGAAGUCGCUGGAGGCUAUGCGUCUCCCUAA